Molecule: messenger RNA, 1494 nt
Organism: Magnusiomyces paraingens
Lineage: Eukaryota; Fungi; Ascomycota; Dipodascomycetes; Dipodascales; Dipodascaceae
Exons: 2
Coding region: 1-1494 (497 amino acids)
Biological process (GO): intracellular mRNA localization
Cellular component (GO): ribonucleoprotein complex; nuclear outer membrane-endoplasmic reticulum membrane network; endoplasmic reticulum
Molecular function (GO): mRNA binding
Source: RefSeq, a predicted model, not a curated record
AUGACCACCGCUACCGCUACCGCACCCGUCGCCGAAGUUGCUACUAAGUCCAAGAAGAACUCUGGUCCUAAGAAGCUCACAAAGCCCGAUAAGCAUGCUUACGAUGUUGCCCUGAAUGAACUGGAGAAGGAGCACCGAGCAAAAGAAGAAAUUCUGACCAAAGCUAGACAAGCUGUCAAUGCUAUUGGCGGUGCUAAGGCCCCUAAAAACCCUGAAAAGGAUGCCCUCAGAAAAGAGUUUGAGACUCUUAAGCAGAAGCAGGCCGCCAUCAAGGCUUCUCGCGGUAAGAUCUUUGACGAAAUUAGCCUUAUCGACACUAAGGUCAAGAAGAAAGUCGCCGAUCUCAACGCUCAAAAGGGCAAGAUCAACUUCAAGUCUGCCGAAGACAUUGACAAGCACGUCCAGCAACUCGAGAAGAAUGUCGAUGAUGGUAACCUCCGUCUUGCCGAGGAAAAGAAGGUUAUUAAGGAAAUUACCACUUUGAAGAAGCUUAGAAAGAACUUUGAGUCAUUCGCUACAGCCCAGGCUUCUAUCGAUGAGGACAAGGCCAAGAUUGCUGCCCUCAAGGCUACUGUCGAUGAUUCCGAGACCAAGGCCAUCAACACACGGUUCGGUGAAAUCAAGGCCCAGCUUGAUGCUUUCAGAGCUGAGUCCCAAAAGGCUUACGAAAACAGAAAUGAGCUUUACGAUGUCCGCAAUGCUGCUCAAAAGGAGGUCGAUGCUGUCAACCAGAAGAUCAAGGCUCUGAAGGACAAUUACUACGGCAAACUGCGCGCCUUCACCCAGCAAGUUAGACAAGAAAUUGCUGAGCGUCACGAGCGCGAGCGCGCCGAAAGAGAAGCCGCUGCCAAGGAAAAGAGACUUCAAAUCGCACAGGAGAAGCUCGAGAUUGCCAGCGAGCCCGCAUUUGCCCAGGAAAUCGCAAACAUUAAGCUUUUGCUUUUCCACUUCGACCCUACCUUUGUCCCACCUACCCCCAAGAACCAAUCUUCUUCUUCUACUGUUGAGCUUGGCCCCUCAAACACUUCUAGAAAGAUUGAGCUCCCCAUCAACGCUGUUGUCUUAAAGAAAGAAGAGGAGGAUUUCUUCACUGGUAACAAGAAGAAGAGCAAGGGCAAGAAGAAGAGAGAUGAAACUGCUGCUGCCGCUCCCAAGGAUAACAAGGUUGUUCUCGAUUUUACCAUGGUUGAGCAGCUUUCUUCCUUGAAGGUUCCUGUCCCUGGUUCCAAGGAGGACGUCCCCAAGGCCAUUGAGGAGCUCAAGAAGAAGCUUGAUUACUUUAUGGAGAAUGAGGAGCGUGUCACCAAGGAGCGUAUUGCAAAGGCUAAGGCUGAGAUUGAGAAGAUGGAAGCCGAGGCUAAGGCUGAAGCUGAGGCUAAGGCCCCAGAGUCUCCCGCUGAGGCCACCUCUUCUGCUGGUUCUACUGAGUCCUCUUCUGAAGAGAUUGAAUCCAAGGAAGAGGAGACCAAGGAAGAAGAGUCUAAGGAAGAGUAA